AUGUCGUGCUGCCAGCCCUGCAACCCUUGCUGCCAGCCCUGCGGCCCGACCCCGCUGGCCAACAGCUGCAAUGAGUGCUGUGUCAGGCAGUGCCAGAGCUCCACUGUUGCCAUCCAGCCCUCUGCUGUGGUGGUGACCCUGCCCGGGCCCAUCCUCAGCUCCUUCCCACAGAACACCGUGGUGGGAUCCUCCACCUCCGCUGCCGUUGGCAGCAUCCUCAGCUGUGACGGAGUGCCCAUCAACUCCGGGGGCUUUGACCUCUCCUGCAUCACCAACCGCUACAGGUGUCGGCCCUGCUAA
This is a messenger RNA of Pseudopipra pipra, 300 nucleotides long. RefSeq names its product feather keratin Cos1-2-like. Lineage: Eukaryota; Metazoa; Chordata; Aves; Passeriformes; Pipridae. The record is from RefSeq and is a predicted model, not a curated record. The coding region runs from base 1 to 300 and encodes 99 amino acids. Gene Ontology annotation, molecular function: structural constituent of cytoskeleton. The transcript has a single exon. Gene Ontology annotation, cellular component: intermediate filament.